AUGCCUCUGUUCGCCCCCUCGCACCCCCCUCUCACCCACCUCCGCAGCUUCUCCAGCAGCGCGCGCACGCUCGCCAAAUCGACCAAGAAGCGCCUGGAGUACGAGCACCGCGCGGUGCCGCCCUACCCCUACGGGCCCUCGCACAUCUACAAGCAGUCGAACUUCGGGCUCUACGGCACGCAGAAGAUCCGCUUCGGGAACAUCGUGUCGGAGAAGAACGAGAUCAAGACGCGGCGGCACUGGCGGCCGAACGUACACUCGAAGCGGCUGUGGAGCGACGCGCUGCAGCGCUACCUCCGGCUCCGCAUCACGACGCGCGUGCUGCGCACCGUCGACAAGGUCGGCGGCCUGGACGAGUACCUGCUCGGUGAGAAGGCGGGCCGCCUGAAGGAGCUGGGCAUGGGCGGGUGGAAGCUGCGCUGGAGGAUCAUGCAGACGGAGCGCGUCAGGGAGAGGUAUCGGAGGCAGCGGGAGCUCUUGGGAUUGCCGCCGCUGGAGGAGGUGUGGCGGGGUUCGGACGGGGGGCAGGCGACUGAGCAGCAGGUUGCGGAUGAGAUGCGGGCGUUCGAUGCCGGGUUGGAGACUGGGGAGGAGAUCGAGGUGGUGGACGAGUCGGGGGCAGAGGCGUCGGCGGAAUCUGACUUUUUGCGUGAGGAGUCCCCGAGGCGGAAUGUGGUGCUCUCCCUCGUCUCGAGAUUUCCAUUUGCGAAAUUACGAUCUACUCAAAGCGGUCAUUCGAAGCUGGGGAGGAAAGCAUACGAUUCGGCUUUGCUCUCCAAGGGCGUCGUGGAGCAUGGGCCCGUCGAAGAAUAA
Messenger RNA from Drepanopeziza brunnea f. sp. 'multigermtubi' MB_m1, 813 nucleotides. NCBI's taxonomy places the organism in Eukaryota, Fungi, Ascomycota, Leotiomycetes, Helotiales, Drepanopezizaceae. The record is from RefSeq and is a predicted model, not a curated record.